Molecule: messenger RNA, 1706 nt
Organism: Cucurbita moschata (crookneck pumpkin)
Lineage: Eukaryota; Viridiplantae; Streptophyta; Magnoliopsida; Cucurbitales; Cucurbitaceae
Product: beta-1,6-galactosyltransferase GALT31A-like
Exons: 11
Coding region: 276-1484 (402 amino acids)
Cellular component (GO): Golgi membrane
Molecular function (GO): hexosyltransferase activity
Source: RefSeq, a predicted model, not a curated record
CCAAUUCUUUUUGAAUUAUACCAUUCUUUUAAGAUUCCCCAUGAGCCAGCGAUUCAAAGAAUGCCCAGAACAGCUCAAAACAGAAGAGACCAGCAAAAGGAUAACCAUUCUUCAAUUCCCCAUUUUGGGAUGCCAAUCCCAAUUCUCUGUCUCCUUAGGACACUCAUUUUGUUCAUUCUUUGAUGGGUUCACUUCGUUUAAUCUUUCUGGCGUUUUUAAUCUUCAGAGAAUAGCUUAGAGGCGCUUUGUUGAGCUUUGAAAGCUUCUGGGCUGUUAUGGGUCUGAGCAGACCUCACAAGGUUGCCAAUGGUUUCUCUCCCAGAUGGGUUUUUCUAUUUUGCAUUGCUAGCUUCUUCUUGGGUGUUUUUGUUGUCCACAGGUUUUGGGGUGUGCCUGAUCCUGUUGAAGAAACAGAUGAGGAGGUAUCUAUAGACAAAGUCCAAUCAAAAACUUCUCAGCCCAUUGUUAACUGUGAGAAGAAGGAACCCUCCCUACAAGCUGAUAUUCUUUCUCAACUAUCGCAGACCCAUGAUGUUAUCAUGACAUUAGACAAAACAAUCUCAUCAUUGGAGGUGCAGCUAGCUACAGCUAGAGCUUCUAAAGCAGAUAACAAUGAAGGAUCUCCUAUGGUUACAGAGCUCGGAAUCGAGAAUUUGAAGGAGCGGCCGAAGGUUUUCUUUGUUAUGGGAAUCAUUACGGCCUUCAGCAGCCGAAAGCGUAGAGACUCGAUUAGAGAAACAUGGAUGCCUCGAGGUGAAGAUUUAAGGAAGCUGGAGGUGGAGAAGGGAAUUAUAAUACGCUUUGUCAUUGGACAUAGUGCAACUCCUGGUGGCGUAUUGGAUCGUGCGGUUGAUGCUGAGGAGGCACAACACAAGGAUUUUCUAAGACUGAACCACAUAGAAGGAUAUCGUGAAUUAUCCUCCAAAACCCAAAUAUACUUUUCAACAGCAGUUGCUAAAUGGGAUGCUGAUUUCUUCAUCAAAGUUGAUGACGAUGUUCAUAUAAAUCUUGGUAUGGUUGGUUCUACCUUGGCUCGUCAUAGAUCGAAACCACGUGUUUAUAUUGGUUGCAUGAAGUCGGGUCCAGUUUUUGUUCAAAAAGAGGAAAAGUAUCAUGAACCUGAAUACUGGAAAUUUGGUGAGGAAGGCAAUAAGUAUUUUAGGCAUGCAACUGGGCAAAUUUAUGGCAUCUCCAAAGAUUUAGCUAUCUACAUUUCAGUUAAUAGGCCCAUACUACAUAGAUAUGCAAAUGAAGAUGUUUCCUUAGGUUCAUGGUUCAUUGGUCUUGAUGUCGAACACAUCGAUGAUAAGAGUCUUUGCUGUAGCACUCCACUCGACUGUGAAUGGAAGGCUGAAGCUGGGAAUCCCUGUGGUGCAUCAUUCGAUUGGAGUUGCAGUGGCAUCUGCAAAUCAGUGGAGAGAAUGGAGGAGGUACACCAGAGGUGUGGGGAAGGUGAAGAGGCAAUCUGGCACACCAGUUUCUAGAAAGCCUUUGAAUUUGAUAUCUCCAUCUUAGUCUGUGGAUAUCAUCGUUACAAGGCAAUGGGUAUUGAUUAAGUUUGGAGGUACCAUCUCCCACUGCAUUCAUAUGCCUGCCUUUGAAAGUGUGUGAUUCAUGGAAUCUGGGCUAUGUGUUGAUUCUGAGUAUGGAAAUUUGUUGUGUUCUAUUAUAGAAACAUAAUAAUUUUUAAAAUCAUGUGUUCAUAU